AUGAGUCAUUAAUUAUCAAACAUUGAAAAAAUAAAAUAAUAACUUCAUCUUUAAUAAUAAGUUAAAGAAAUAUUAGCCAAAGAAUAUAUAGAUCUAUAAAACAAGGAUCAUUUUUAAGUAUUUAUAAGAAAUAUAUAUCUUAAGGUUAUAAUUGAUAUUUUGGAAAAACCUAAAAAACAAAGAACAUCUAGUGAAUUGUAAUUGUUAUCAAUGGCAUUUUCAUCGAUUAAAUAUUUUUAAGAAAUGAGUAAGACAACAAGUUAAGAUGAGAUGUUAAAUUUAUUUAGAGUAUAAUAUCUAUAAUCAAAUCUAGGAAUUAUAAUAUAUAGCAGUACCAGCAAGAAGAACAUUAUUUCGAUUAGGAGAUAUUGGUAAGAAUUUUUAUAUCAUUUUAAGUGGAUCAGUUUGGGUAUUAAAGUAUAAUAAUAUAAUUAGGUAUUGGUAGGUAAAUCAGGUUUAUAGAGUGGAGGAUUUACAAAAGAGGAUAAGAAAGUUGAAUAUGAUGAGGGGACUUUUUAAGUAUUAAAAAUUUAAUUAUUUAGGAUGAAUUUGAAUUCGGAGAUUUAGAUGAUGAAAAUAUGUUAUUAUCAAAAUAUCCAAAUAUGAUGAAGGUAGGUUAGAUUGCUUAAGGAGGUAGUUUUGGUGAAAUUGCACUUACAAAUUUUAUACCCAGAUAAGCAACAAUUGUAUGUAAAGAAGAUUCAUAAUUUAUUACUUUAUCAAGAGAAGCCUUUAAUAAAUUUUUAUGUAUCAUUAUUGAUUUAUAUAAUCUUAGCUGAAUAUUAUAGUAGAAUACAAUAAAAGAAUUUUGAGUUCUUGAAAUCAAUUUCUAUAUUUAAUGAUUGGAAUGAUUCUGAAUUAAACUAAAUGCAAUAUCAUUUAUAACCUAUUGAAUUUUGUUAUAAUACCUAGAUUUAUAAAGAAGGUGAAAUUGUCAAGUAAAUUUACAUAAUAUUUUUAAGAGGAGUUUAUUUUGUAUUAGAUGGAUAAGUAGAAAUAACUCAAAAUGCAAAAAAUGAUAAUUUAAAUGAAAAUUAAUUAGUAAAAAGAAUGAAUAGAUCUUUGAGUAUAAAAAUUAUAUUAUUUCAUUAAGGCACUAAAAAUAUUCAAUUAAAAUUAAAUAGAUGUGGAUAUGGUUAAUUAUUUGGUUAUUUGGAAAUAGUUCAAAAUCAUGAACAUAGAUAAUCAAAGGCUGUAUGUUUAACUGAAAAAUCAAAGAUGUUAUUUUUACCUGCAGAUGUAUAUUAGUUAUAAUUUUAUAAGAGGUUUAAAUUAUAUUGUUGUCAUGGUGAGACACUAAAUGAACUAAAUAAAUUGAUUGCUAAAUUAGAUCAAAAUAAAAAAAUAUCUAAAGACAUCUUUCUUGGAUAACAAAGAUCAGUAUAAUUUAAUGAAGAAUUUUAUUUCAAUUCCAUAACUUCACCACAUUAUAUUAAAACUUAAGAUGAUGAUGAUGGAACUGAAAAAGUUAGUUUGACUACAAAUAAUAGAUUGUCUCAAAAAUAGAAAUUAACUUUACCAUAAAAGAAUUCAGAGAGAAACUCUUAUAAAAAUUCUUAAUAAAAAUUAUAAAAAGAAAUUCUAGGAAAAAUAUAACAUAAACCUACAAAUAUUUAAUCUUAUUAUGAAUUUAUCACAUAACAUUCAAAAGAGAAGUCUUUAUAAUUAACAAUUGAAUGUCCACUCAUUGAAAUUCAAUAGAGUAGAAAGGCUAAGGUAUUAUAAUAAUAAUUUUAACAUUAAUAUUCUUCUAUAAACUUAAAAACACCUACUUAAAAGAAUUUGGAUUCAAAAAUAUCAUUAAUUUAAUAAUUAAAAUUACCUAAAAUAUUUAAGAAAUAAUAAAAUACUGAUGAUGUCUAAUUAUAGGUGUCUCACUUUGUUAGAUAACAUAAUUAAAGUGUAUAAAUUUAUUGA
This is a messenger RNA of Paramecium primaurelia, 1917 nucleotides long. NCBI's taxonomy places the organism in Eukaryota, Ciliophora, Oligohymenophorea, Peniculida, Parameciidae. The record is from the annotation of a GenBank genome assembly.